GAAGGUGACUGUCCCACAACGUUGCUUUGCAGCAGCUAUGUUCUUUCUUCUUCUGCUUUAAUUACUUCUCUGGUACUCCUCGAUAAAAAAAACCAGGGCAGAAAUAAUUUUGGUAGGACAAGCGAAGAAAUGAACAAAAGUAAAAGAAGGGAAAGUCUCUAAAUUCUAGAUCCCUACCCACUUUCUCGAAUCUUUGGUUUCGCAGAAAAAAAAACUGCUUUUCAGCGCCGAGAAACCAGUUUCGCUUGUUCGAGAUCUCUUCUCCUCUGGGUUAACGUUGGAAAAUCGGUGUUGAUUUAUAUAUAUUUCCAGUUCUACACAACGCUCGCUCGAUAUGGCUACAGGAGAGCUUCUUAGCAUUGAACCUCAAGAGCUUAAGUUCCCCUUUGAACUGAAGAAGCAGAUCUCAUGUUCACUACAGUUAUCAAACAAGACGGACAAUUAUGUUGUUUUCAAGGUGAAGACGACGAAUCCAAAGAAGUAUUGUGUUCGGCCAAACACCGGAAUUGUCUUGCCUCGAUCCACUUGCGAUGUGAUAGUUACGAUGCAAGCACAGCGGGAGGCUCCCCCUGACAUGCAAUGUAAGGACAAGUUUCUCCUUCAGAGCGCAGUUGCUAGUCCUGGAGCUACUGCAAAGGACAUUACACCGGAAAUGUUUAACAAAGAGUCAGGUAACCAAGUCGAGGAGAUCAAAUUGAGAGUUGUUUAUGUUUCUCCUCCUCAACCACCAUCGCCUGUUCCAGAAGGAUCUGAGGAAGGUUCUUCACCUAGAGCUUCUGUAUCAGACAAUGGAAAUGUGAAUGCUCCUGAAUUCAAUGCUGUUUCUAGGGCACAUGUUGAGCCUCAAGGUCAGGUUUCAAGAGGAUAUGCCGAGUCUCAAGACAGAGCUUCAGACGCAAAGGCUCUGGUUUCAAAAUUGACUGAGGAGAAAAAUUCAGCAAUUCAACAUAAUAACAAACUUCGACAGGAAAUGGAACUCUUGAGGCGUCAAGGUAGCAAGAGCAGUGGUGGUAUCCCAUUCCUGUACGUUGUGAUUAUUGGCUUGCUGGGCAUUCUUUUGGGUUAUCUUUUGAGGAAGACAUGACCAACUAUUGGGUGAUCUUUCUCCAUAUUCUCCCCCAAUUUUUUAUUUCCGUCCUCCGAAUCGUAAAAAAGAACCAGAAGAAAGUGAAAAUGACAGUGAUGUUUUUUUUUAGUUGUAUUAGCAGCUUUUGGCAUUAGAAGAAACACGCUGAAGCAGAGUUGAUGGGUUUGUAAUUCUUAAAAGCAGGAACUGCGAGAAUGGAUUGUGUCCGACUCCUGCUUUGUUGACAUGUAUUCUUUUGUUAACUCAACGAGGUUUAUGUUUAUUUUUAUU
This is a messenger RNA of Telopea speciosissima, 1357 nucleotides long. Its product is annotated as vesicle-associated protein 1-2-like. The record is from RefSeq and is a predicted model, not a curated record. The transcript is spliced from 8 exons. Gene Ontology annotation, cellular component: plasma membrane; endoplasmic reticulum membrane. Lineage: Eukaryota; Viridiplantae; Streptophyta; Magnoliopsida; Proteales; Proteaceae. Gene Ontology annotation, biological process: endoplasmic reticulum membrane organization. The coding region runs from base 335 to 1084 and encodes 249 amino acids.